Pecten maximus is the source of this 3258-nucleotide messenger RNA. RefSeq lists its product as uncharacterized. The coding region runs from base 499 to 2349 and encodes 616 amino acids. NCBI's taxonomy places the organism in Eukaryota, Metazoa, Mollusca, Bivalvia, Pectinida, Pectinidae. The record is from RefSeq and is a predicted model, not a curated record. The transcript has 19 exons.
AUUAACAGCCAGCCCACAACACAGGCAUGGUCACAGUGAACACCUGUCCUAUACUACAUACGAGACGAAUAGUUAUACGUAUGCAUUCAUUGUUCACUGCUCCCUGCUGUGUGAACGAUAGCAAAACAGGAUAAAGUUAAUCUACAGGAUGCAUAAAAGCAUUUAGCACAUAAACUUCAUGGCAGGUUAGGAGUCAUUUCACCUUCAAGUCAGGUUUAACAAGCAGAUUCUGUGUGUAACUUGUUUCCUUCAUUUACGGAUGUGGCCAGAAUGCAAUGAUGGCAGUCUGUCUCCUGCAUGUGACGGCACGCUGUUAUCUUUAUAAAUAGGAGAGCCGGAGAAGUUCUGUCUGGCAAAAUACACCACAACAUCUAAUGGGAAAUCUUCGAGUAGUUAGGUAUCGCCCGCAAUCUCUACCGACAUUCAGCACCAGCGUACUUCACCCUGCCAUGUUGUGAUGCAUGCAGAGGGAACAGGUAUAGACUACCAGAUAUCAAGAUGUGGAUGUGUGUAUUUACUCUGUGUACAGCGAUUAUAACAGCAGAAGGUGAUGACGUGACGUUUGACCUCAUCCUUCGUAAUUUCUGGAACACGAGGAUGCGAUAUUCUCCUGAAUUUUCUACCUACCAAGGCGAAUAUAAGUACAACGAUGUCACGCAAUCAAUGAACCUUUCUGUGAUUGAAAAGAAACGGGAUGAAGUUGACCUAUUCAUGUCAAUGAUAGCGCUGGUUGACAAAGAUGCACUCAGCAAAGCCAAGCAAUUGGAAUAUGUUAUUUUCAAAGACACUUUAACAACCUACCUCGAGGGUUAUAAAUGGGCAACAUACUCGUUGAGCCCUCUUAAUUUUCUAGAGGGUAUUCAUUUAUUUUCACCAGUAGAGAAAGCAGAAAGCAACACUAGGGGCGAUUUUGAAAAUUACAUAGUCAGAAUGUUCAACAUGCCAAAGCUGGUCGAUGAAGUGAUAUCCAGGAUGAAUGAAGCUAUACGACUCAAUUUGACAUACCACAAAGUGUCGGUCGCUACAGUACCAGCUCAAAUUGGCGAAAUGCUUGUUGACGUCACAGAAUCAAAUUUCUACAUUCCGUUCAAUGAAUCACUAAAGAAAUCCGUCAUCCCUGAAAAAGACAGGCAGUCACUCAGGGAACGUGGCAGAGAGGGCAUCGCUGUUGUGCUGGCUUCAUAUAGACGACUUAAAGAAUAUAUGGAAAAUACAUAUCUACAACAUACAAGGCCACAGCCAGCUGUAAAGUCUCUCAGGAAUGGCGCUAGCUAUUAUAGGGCGUGCCUCAAGUGGCACAGUUCCUUAGACGUGUCCCCCGAGUAUGUUCACGAACUCGGACUUCAGGAGGUCCGCCGUAUAUAUGGCAAUAUGCAAAAGAUUCUUAAUCGGCUAUCUUUCAAGGGUUCUCUAAAAGCCUUUUUGGAUAGUAUUGGGAACGAUUCAAGGUUCAUCAUAGAUGACGCUGAAGAGAUUGUAGAAGUGUACAAGGAACUAGUAAACAACAGAAUAAAACCUUUACUGCCAAAAUACUUUAACAACAUACCCAACGUAGAGAUGACAGUAGAAAAGUCCCCAUUUGACGGUACCGGUGGUUCGUAUGCAUUAGCAUCAGAUGUUAAUCCUGGUAGAUUCCUAAUUAACCUGUUCAGGCCUCGGGAAAAUCCAACAUUCGACUACAUGUCACUGAGUCUACACGAGUCCUAUCCAGGUCACCACAUGCAGCAUAGCUACUCCAUGACCGCAGAUCUUCCUAAAUACAGAAGGUUCCCAGAAUACAGCUUCUACGAAGUCCCAUUCUUCCUGCAAUAUUUUUCAGCCUACGUUGAGGGAUGGGGCUUGUAUUCAGAAUACCUCGGGGAGGAAAUGGGCCUUUAUGAAGAUGAUUAUGAAUUAAUGGGGAGAUACAGCGCUGAAAUGUUGCGAGCCUGUCGCCUGGUGGUUGAUACCGGGAUACAUUACCUUGAUUGGACGAAGGAAAGGGCUAUGGAAUACAUGCAUAACUACACGGCGUUCGGACCGGGAUUCAUUGAAAUAGAAAUCAACCGUUAUAUAACAUGGCCUGGACAAGCGUGUGCAUACAAGAUGGGGGAAAUAAAAAUACGACAAUUAAGAAAGAAAUCCGAAAAAGAAUUAGGGUCACAUUUCGACAUUAAGAAGUUCCAUUCCGUGAUUUUGGAAAAUGGGCCGAUGUCAUUGAAAAUUCUUGAGACAGUGGUAGAUAACUGGAUUCGGGAGACACAAAUAUCAGCUAAUAGUGGUACAACGUCGCAGCGAAACUCCGGGGCACAACUACCAAUAAUUUUAGCCCUAUUCAGUCUACUAACUUACUGUAUAUGUACGGUGUAAUGAUAUUUAUUAUCACAGAAAAACACAUUAUUUUGUUUGUAAUAAAAAGUAUUCUAGUUUUAUGCAUUUAUAUCUGAUAAACAAUACAACAGUUUAUCACGGCGUUUUAUAGUUUAUAUAUAUACAUAUAAGAAAUGUGGCAUUGGAUAGAAUACAUGUUUUCAUUUUCUUCGGAACUCAGGUUUUCGUAGACACGUUCCUCCCAAACCGUCAUGUGCACCGAGAUGUAUACUUGCUAAGUGUUGUGUAUAUAUCGUCAAUCCCGCGGUGUAUAGUGGACCUGUGAUUUAUGUAUCUUGUUUAUUUAUAGCGAUUUAUAAGUAAGAUAAUACUAUUAGCCACAGGUGUACCUGUCGUUUAGUUAAUGUCAUGGUUAGCUGUGUGAUAGAAACGUCAAUUAUCAAUAAAACACUGGCAAUAAUGAUCACACACUGUUAAGGAAAUUAUCAAUCAGUAGCAUAAAUACUUGGUCACCAACCUUAUCAUUUUAUAUCUGUCCUCCGGCGUCAUCACUGCAAUUGAUAGCAUUGCAUUUAUUUUUCAUAAUUGAUUUCAUUUUUAAUUAUACGCUGAAUGGUUUUUGACAAAGGCGAGUAGAUGAACCGAACCAGGAAAGUAUCGUAAAAAAUACUAUUUGCUUUUCUUUAGAGAUGCUGUAUCAAUGCGAUUACUCAAAAAUUUAAGCGUUGCUACACAUCUAUUGAUAAUAUACAUUUACACAUUAAAGCAUUUUUAAAACCAAUAAUACAUGUAUUUUUGUAGCUUCGAUGCUAACACUUGUAUGUUUUAUGUUUAUAUGAUGGUUUAUUUAUGUACUUGAUGUGGCAUGAUAUGUUUUGACCUAUACGUGUAAUUUAUGAAUGUAGAACAAAUAUCCAUGUGCAGAAGUAAUAAAUAUCCACGAUUCAU